Molecule: messenger RNA, 8838 nt
Organism: Amphimedon queenslandica
Lineage: Eukaryota; Metazoa; Porifera; Demospongiae; Haplosclerida; Niphatidae
Product: neurofibromin-like
Exons: 51
Coding region: 344-8593 (2749 amino acids)
Biological process (GO): regulation of GTPase activity
Source: RefSeq, a predicted model, not a curated record
GCGAUCAUACAGAAAAAGUGCUUCAUUACAUGUGACUGGUAGACUUUCUAAGGACCAAGAGAGGGAAAGAAGCACCGCAAGGGAACCUUUCCACCUCUCUCUUCAUUGAGAUUCUGUGCCUCUUAGCUUCGCGGUCACUAGCCAUUCAAUUUUUGACACUGUUUUAUUAUCAUAUUGUGGUCUGAAAGGCUGAUAACCAUCUCCCUGACCCUCUCCUUUCUGUGUCUUCGUGUGUAUUGCUGCUAUCUCAGUUUCUCCCCCCUCUCUCUUUCUCUCUCUGGAUCUCUUCUCUCUCUUUGGCAGUGGAAUAAAGUUUAAGUUCCUGUGAUAUUAUCAUAAUAAGAUGGCUACUCCUUCAGUUUGGGUUGAUGCUGUUGUCAAUAAAGCUGCUCAUCUUCUCCCCCAUCUUCCUAAUCCCCUGGGCUCCUCCACUGAUGAGUUAUUAAAGGAGUCCAUUACUUCAAUACUAGACCUCAGUCAGUACCAGUUUGCAGCUGUCAUAAGUGGUUUGUCUAGUUUACUGGAAACCCUUAACAAGGAGUAUCCUCCUACAGUAGCUGAUCCUGCUGUGGUCCAGUCUUACUGUAUUGUCCUGGACUGCUUGGCUUCAUGCUUAUCCCAAAGAGGUACAAUCUCUUUUGAAGAUGGUGACUUGCCCUCACUCCAGCAUUUCUUCCAGAGGAUCACACAACUGUGUCUAUUAUCAGGCCCAGAGACAGAGAAGAUAUCUUUAUCAGCCUGCUCUGUUCUUUAUCAAUUGAGCGGCCUCCAUUUUCACAGCAUCUUUAAUAAGAUUAUACUGAGAGUGACAUCAGUGAAUAGGAUUAGUAAUUUAAGUGAUUCCUCCACUAGCAGUAGUAGCACCUAUAGCUCAGAGCAGUGUGUCAUUCAGCUGAUACCUCAUCUUAAUCUCAAUGCUCCUAGACUCCAGCAGAUACUACAAGUGAUUGUGACCAGUUUCAAAGACCUCAAAAAACACAAGCAAAUGUUUAGUUCAAUACCAGAAAUACUCCACAAGAGUAUAUGGAAUUUUAUGCGCGAGUAUCCAGCAGAGUUUAACGAGGUGUUGAAAAGUGCUUACCCAUCCCUAGCCAGGUCGGCAGAGAAGCUCUUCACGCAGUGUGAUGAAUAUGCUGAUACUGUGAAGAAGAAAGGUCAAAUAUGGCCACUUCAGAACACGCUACUGCUGCUCUGUCCCCAUGUCAUGGAGAGUAUGGCAUUUGGAGACGGAGACAAAGGGAGUCCGAGACACAAGACAACGACUCAGAAAAACUUUCUCUCGUCCGUCAUGAAAGGUUUUGGUAAUAAGCUGCUCUGCGAGGCAGCAGUGAUCUGUGCUACUGACAUGUUCACUGCUUGCACUUAUGUCACUGACAGAUCCAGUCAAAUAUUUAGAUAUUUCGUAACGCAAAUGCAAGGGAACCUACAGAAUCUCUUGUUCUGCCCCUCUUCCCCGUUCCUCCACCAACCCUCAAGUGUUGCUGCUGGCAUGCCAACAUUCUCUGACAUGGACAUGAUGGUUCGCUGUUUGGUGGCACAGUUUCGGCUUAAUCAUCGGAACACUCAUACCUUCAACAUUUGUAUCAACUUUGACUCUCCCCCCUCGUUCAAACUGGCUUUCCUUCAAGCGCUUCACGUUCUCUUGAAAGAGAAGCAGACCAUGUCUUGGUGGCCUGAUUCAGCAGCUGUGUAUGUGUAUGCUACUCAGCUUAGAGCAAUCUUUCAAACUGUUAUUCCUAUCGUCAGAAAGUGUGAUAUGACCAGCCCCACCCUCUCCAAUGACAUUCGCUGCUUCCUCCAGUCCCCAACAGCUGCUAAUAACAUGCUGAACACAAAGAGCAAGACGGAGAAGAAGCAGCUAGUGGAGCUAAUAGUCCACUACCAACUAAUCCAAUGGAUCAUCAACCUCUAUAGCAUGGACCCCAUACUUGCGUUUACUUUUAAGGACCCCUCCGGGGCCGCGGGAGAGUCCCUUCACCUCAUGACCGGGCUCGUUAGUCUCGUACAGCACCAGACCCCGCCCCAUUUAUUCCUUAAUACCAGCGAGGUACUACUUAAACUCCACGAGCCACAGAACAUUGAGCUAUGGGAUCCACUCAAUACAAUGGUUGCCUUUUGGGAUAUCUCAUGUCAAGUAACAUACUCCAUUACUCAGAAGCUUUUCUCUCGUAAGACAACUGAGCCGCUCCAACUACUCAAGUGGCUACGGGAGAUACUUUAUUAUCGGACCUCGUUUCUACGUAAACACAGCCAGGAGGCUUUCCUGGGCGGAGUCAAUAGCAAAGUCUCGCAGCAGCUAUACACUAUGCUUGAAACAGUCUUGCUUCUCUUCUUGCGCAAUAUUGACAUUGAGGCCGUACAAGUUGCCAUGUCUUCUUUCAAGUUUCUUGUCACCGAAGCAGAUCUGGUGAGUUCCCCCACAGAGCCAGUCCCUUAUGCUGCUAAUCUGAGGCCGUACAAACAACUCGAGGCAAUCAGUAAAACACUUUUAAUAGGGCGGGCAGCACAACAGAAAAGAAUACGUUUGAUAUUGAAGGAUUUAGUACACACCCCAGGGAGUGCCCUUGCUUGGGAGGAUACUUACUCCUCCUGGAGGGUGAGUAGGUCGCUCCUUGUUGCUUAUCAUAAUCCACACUCUGAGACCCAACCCCCUGACGUUAUAAAAGGGGCGGAGUCAUUUCCUCACACGCUAAUGCGGAAGGUUAAUAAUUCUUUCAUUGCUAAGCCGUCUGCUAGAAUGCAGGAGACGCUAACUGAGGAAAACCUUCAGGCUACGCUACUAAACUGGACUAACAUGACAGGGUUUCUCUGCUCUCUUGCUGGAGUAUCUACUAAAUCAUUUCAGAAUUAUCCGCUAGGGAUCCUUCCUGGGGUAACCUCCUCUUCUUCCCUACCAGGGGGAGGAGGUGGAGAAAGUGUGUCUCCUCCUAAUAGCGUCGGGACUAUGCCAAGAGGAGUCGACAUGACCGACUGCCCAACAUCAACCUCCUCCACCUCUACCACCUCAAAGGUCAAGAGAAGCUCCAGCUAUCACGGAAACCGACCCAAGAGUGUAGCUAUACACGCUCCUCAAGCUAGACUAGCCAACCAAGAGUCGGUUCGGUUCAGCUCAAGCGGAGAGAGCAUAGCUUCGGUCGAGGAUCCGCUUAGAAACUCAUCAGGUUCUGUCCCUCCUUCGUCAGCUUCCUCGUCACAGACCGAAGGAUUCAUAGCAGAUAUGAUUCAUUUAUUAAGUUGUGAUAACGAGGCUGUGGGUGUCAACAUACGUGAGACUGUCAAAGAAUUUGUAAGUGGCGAGCUCAGUCCGGUGAUAUACCCGUACCUCUUUCAUGCACUCCAGGAGGAGCUGGAGCGUAUCGUGGACACGCUUCAUUUGGAUGUCACAGAGACUAACACAGUUUUUGUGGAUCAGGUGGUCUCCAUAAUUCAGAGGAUCAUGGACUCAAAGACGGAGGGUGGGUUCGAUAAUCUGGUACAUGUUAAAGUCGACCAGGUCCUCCUUGCUCUGUUGAAAUAUGUGUAUAAUCUUGAGAGUAAAGAUGAGCGGUCCCUAACCAUGAAGAUUAAGCUGUGUGGGCUACUCCAAACUGUGGUACAGCACAGUCGUGAGCUCUCAUUCCAUAAUGAGAUACAGUUCAGGAACAGUUUGGUCGAGUGUCUCACUCAAUGGGUCUCUGGUAAACUUGCUGGUGAACACGCAACACACGAGGAAACUCUUAGAAGCGAGUUGGAUCUUAAUGCUAUGAAGGCAGUGGGUGUGGUUUUAUGUGGCCUACCUCUACAGCCUAAGGAUAUUGGUAAUGAUAUUUAUGAAGAGAAGGAGAAACUUUUCUUGAAAUAUUUCAAUACAUUCCUUAACUUGGUUCAUUCGAUGAACAGUGUUGAGACCUCUAAACUAGGUCAGCUAAGAAGGGCCACUAUCACUCGUCAAGUCUCUGCUCUACGUGAAGCUACAAUACUUGCCAUGUCCAACAUGCUCACCGCCAACAUUGACAGUGGACUUACUCAUGCUAUAAGUCUUGGGUAUCACAGUGAUUUAAAGACUCGUACCAGUUUUAUUGAAGUGCUGACAUCCAUUUUGAAACAAGGUGCAGAGUUUAACAGUUUAGCUGACACAGCACUUGCCGAUCGUUAUAAUCAACUCCUUGAACUGGUUACCGUAGAGACAGAGGACGGAGAGCAUCCCAUAAUGGUUGCACUUAUUAAUUCCGUACCUUUCGAUAAUCUGGAUGAAUUGGCUGAGGUUUUGGUCGUCUUGUUUGAUUAUAAGAACAAGUUACCUUCUUUCCUAACGCAGAUACUGCUCACCGAGGUUGAUGCUCUUGAGAGUGGUAAGUUGGAUACUCUCUUUCGUGGGAACACUAUGGCUUGUAAGGUUCUCUCCGUCGCUUUUAAAACCUUUGGACUUUACUACCUCCAGUCUGUCCUCCGCCCCCUCAUUCUCAACUUAAUGAAGACAAGGGACUGUGACUAUGAAGUGGAUCCAAUGAGGAUGCAAGAUCGAUCUAAACUGGAAAGCAACCAGAGUCACCUUUUAGAAGUUGUUAAGUCUUUCUAUGACACAAUCUUAUCUUCAUUACCCAGCCUCCCACUACAACUGAGAACAGUCUGUCACAUACUCUACCAGGUUGUUGUUGGAAGGUUAGAUGAGGAAGGACUUGAUACUGUCAAUAGUGCGAUAUUUCUAAGAUUUAUCAACCCAGCAAUAGUCUCCCCCUCAAGUUAUAAUCUAGUCCAGGGGGAAAUCCCCUCCAAUGCUCGUAGGGCUCUCACUCUCAUCUCAAAGGUUCUUCAGAAUCUUGCCAAUCACGUCCUGUUCAAGAAAGAGGCUCACAUGAAAGUAUUCAACGAGUUUUUAGCAAACAACUUUGAGAAAUCAAGAGAUUUGGCCUGCUCUAUGGCCAGUAUGGGUCCUUAUUUAGACGGUGAAGCUGUUGAGUAUAUUGCCUUCCUCAAGGAAGCAUACAAGUAUCGCUUGCAUUCUCUUCUAUGGAACAAUCAAGACAGAGUGGCCUCUUAUGCUGCUUCAACAAGGGCCAGUAUAACUGUUAGACCGUUAUUUCAUCAGUUGAACACUUUACUGGCACAACUAGGAGCACCUAAUACACCUAAGAAAAGAACAGUCUCACUAGCCACAAGGACUGCAUUAGUCAGUAGUCAGUUGGAGGAGUUCAUUGACAACAUGAGUUCUGAAUGUGAUGAGAAGACUUUAAGGAAAAUUAAAGCAAAAGAAUUUUUUUAUCAGUGUGGUUACUCCAAAGCCGGUAAUCCUUUGUUCUACAUUAUAAUGAGGAAGUUCAGAGGAGAUCAGAUCCACAUCUCCUACCAGUUGCUCUAUCACAUGAUGGUUCUAUUAAAGGGACACACUGAGAGAUCCUUUGAACUAAUCAUUGACCUCACACAGACCACUCAACACAAUGAGCCUGAUUUGGAGCUCCUUAUCAAAUUUGCUGCUUAUGUUCCUGAGAUAAUGAUGUCACAGAUUGAGGCCAUUUACUUUUACAAUCCGAACAUGGCCUUCAGGUCUUACAUUGCCAAUCUCUCAUCUGCUGUGAGGAUAUUCUCUCACAUUAAGGGUUCUAAGAAGAUGAUACUAGUUGAUAGUGUUUCUCGGUUUCAUGAGUACGUGGAGCCAAAGGAGCUUCACCUCCCAGCUGCAACUGUAGAAUUUGAACAAGAAGGAAAAGAUUACAUAGGACAUCACUUAGUGAUAAAGACUCACUCGUCCUCCAUUAGGUAUCCUGCUAGGAUAUCCGUCCAUCAGUGUGGGUUUGUAGUGACUGCAGUUGAGAAGACCGUCUUGUUUGAUCAUCCUGCUUAUCUCAAGGAAAUGCAUCACAUCUCUGACAUAAGAGAAGUAUUAUCUGAAAGCAAGAAUGCUUUAGUUGUUCGUCUUGUUGAUGAAGGUCAGAUAGUUCGUCUCUCCUCUCCUUCGGCUGAGGUUAUCGUGAAAGACCUUCAAAGUGCCAUCACGAGAUGGCACAGCCAGCAACCAAGUCGUUAUCUUAACGAGAGGAAGCUUGAGCCUAAAGAUGUUCCAGGGACUUUUCUCAACCUUGCCUUCCUUAACUUAGGAUCCUCUGAACCGAGAUUAAGAGUGGCAGCAUACAAGCUGCUGUGUGCAGUGAAGGAUGCAUUUAAACUACAAAUUGAAUAUGCACUUGAUGACUCACAUGAGUUGUGCAUCCCUCAUACAUGUUCUCAGUUUGUUCUUGACAUCAGUCAGCAGUUAGCUGUCAAGGAAGCUCACCUUACUCUUGAGUUCCUCUCCGAAGUGGUUGCAGGGUUCCAGCGUUACUCAACUGCUUGCAAGCAGUUGUGUCUGGCGUAUCUCAGCCCCUGGAUGCCUAACCUCUCGCAUUAUGUGGUGAGGAAUGAGACCAGCCGGGCAGAGCAAGAAAAACUUGUUAAAAUAUUUGAUCUUCUCGUAUCUCUUAGUAUCUCUGAAGUAGAGAUGUACCCACUCAUUCAAGAGCAUGUUUGGUGUAGGAUUAGCUCAGAACCUGACCUGCUUCGUUCAGUACUUGAUAGUUUUAUUAGAGCUUGUAUAUCAGAUGGGCCUGCUAGUCUAAAAGUUAAAGUCCUAUCUGAUACAACAGUCACUCUCUCAAGACAUCAUGGAGGGAUUGUGUCCCAGACUGUAGUGAAGAGAAUGUUAAAGACACUAAUGGCUACGAAUGAGAAACCUACCAAUACACUGGAGCAGCAUUACUUGUGGGUGGAGCUGGCUGUACUCUCACAGUUUCUGGUCAAUUUAUCAUUUAAUAAUUAUCUAAAUGUUAUCUCUCAUCUUCCUGAUCUAUUCUAUAUAUCUAUCAUUAUGAUUGGUCACGGUACCAUUACUACUAAAGCUGCUAUUCACGGUCUGAUCAUAAACACUCUUCACUCCUUACUCACCAUAAAGCAUAUUGCUGAACACGCUGAUGUUAUGAAGGUUGUCACUUUGAAGUUAGUAGAAUUCUCUCAGCCAUCCAUCUAUAUGCAGUUUGGUCUCCAUAAUGCAAAGACAGCUAUAGAAGGUGUCCAUAUACACAAUCCUCAGGCACACCAUCAGUCCAUGCAGUCAUCAGAUUAUACCAAGGACCCACUGAGCACUAACACUAUACUGGCAGUGGUGGAGCACCUUCAUGAUGUAAUGGGCUCGAUCCGGACCGUGUACCCUGAUGUGGAGUGGCAUUUGAGGUGGCAGAAACUAGCUAGGAGGUCUGCCUUUUCUCCCAAUCCCUCCCUCCAGACUCGAUCCUUCCUAAUGUUAGGUGUCAUCAGCAGUCAUGCUUCAUCUCACGUCAUCACUCGUACUCUUAAAGUCAUGGAAGAAUCUGUGCUCCAGCACCAGGAGAAUAUAUCACUCCUUGAGUCUAUAGUAACCUGCUUGACUAGAAUGAUACCUUUACUGGACCAUACAUCAAAGCUAACUCAUCACUUGUUCUGGGUGGCAAUUGGUGUCCUACAGCUUGAAGAUCCAACACUCUAUGCUGCUACCCUGGGCCUUAUUGAGGGCUGCAUCAAAGCUUUCACUAAUUAUGGAGAAUUAGCUAAAAAUUCACUAGCUGAUGUUGUUCAUCCAGCAAGAGAGUCUUUGCUAUGGCAGCUGAAUCAUCUUGACAGAGAGGUUGGGAUAUCAUUUGACAGUGAUUUCAAUUUUGCACUCUCCACUCUGUUGUUUAAAGGAUUCUCUCAUUCAUUAUCAACAGUAAGGACUAGGACCCAGGAACUACUAACUACACUGUUCUUCCUUCAUUCGCCUCAUGACAGCGAUACUUUCCAAGUGAAUGAGCACAAUCUGGCUUACCUGACUGCACUCUUUCCAGAGAGUGAUAUAGUGAGACAGCAGCUACAAGACAACAGGACAAGACUCAUGACGUACAUACCAUCAAGAAGUGCGAGUGAGGGACAAGUCAGUACUCAGAAGCCGUUCUCCUACACUCCGCUACUUAACACUCACAUAAUAGCAACCCACAAGUCUCAGAUACUCUUCCUUCACUUAUUGGCAUCUGCCCUCUUACAAACUCAAAGUCAAAAACGAGUUCAAUUGCUGUACGAGUUUUUAGCUGAUGCAAGCAAUGUCUUUGUCGACAUCUUUCCUCUUAUACAACUCUAUUUAACGCCCCACUUAUCUGAGACCCUAAGAACGAGUGAGAACUCUGACAUUAUAAAAGCUGUCCAGAAACUAAUCCGUAAUGCCGUGGUCACCUCCUCCACUUCCUCGCUCAUAAAACCCUCCUACAUCACUGACGUUGGUUUUGGAGGCGUCACGGAAUUCUUCAGACCUUUCCCUAAGAAUGCUUCGCUGGAGCACACUCAGAGGGCUGCCUUUUAUCAGAGGUAUAUUGAAGCUCUUAUACAAGAGAUAUCUCCAGCUGAUGGAAUGGACAGGAUGCCCUCUACUUCUUCUCUCUCGUCUGUCACUGAUUUAUCUGAUGCUUUCCUCUCAACAGCUUCAGCAGGAGGAGGAGGAGGAGGAGGAAAAAGGUGUAGGUCUAGAUCCAGUUCCAAGCCCAGCACCCGUGAGAAUACUCCCGAAAUUGAGAAUAUUCUGGAAGAAGUUGAGGAUGAGAUUGGAGAGAUACCGCCCGAUGGAUCGGCCGUGUAAUGAACCAAUAAUUUUGUGUAUUUUUUGUCAUUUUUUCGAACCCUUACAUCUCUCAAUGAUGAUGAUUAAUAAUAAUUUAAAAUCAGUUCUCUUUUUUUCCUUUUAUUAUUCUUAAUAAUGAUUAAUUGUUAUUAUUAUUAUUCUCUUUUCUUUUUGUGUGUUUUGUAACUAUUAUUAUUAUUAUUAAUGGAAUACAUUGUACAGGUUUUAAAAUUAAAUUGAAAUCAAGUUUGAUAGUCUGAAAA